Messenger RNA from Aspergillus bombycis, 1845 nucleotides. It is a transcript of the gene ampp, whose product is annotated as aminopeptidase P. The record is from RefSeq and is a predicted model, not a curated record. The coding region runs from base 1 to 1845 and encodes 614 amino acids. NCBI's taxonomy places the organism in Eukaryota, Fungi, Ascomycota, Eurotiomycetes, Eurotiales, Aspergillaceae. Gene Ontology annotation, molecular function: metalloaminopeptidase activity. The transcript has 10 exons.
AUGGAGACCGUGAACACCUCCGAACGUCUCUCGAGACUCAGAGAGUUGAUGCAGGAACACAAGGUCGAUGUAUACAUUGUCCCAUCCGAAGAUAGUCAUCAGUCAGAGUAUAUUGCUCCAUGUGACGGCCGCCGAGAAUUUAUCUCUGGCUUCUCCGGGUCCGCUGGAACAGCCAUUGUUUCCCUGAACAAAGCUGCUCUGUCCACCGAUGGGCGAUAUUUCAACCAGGCUUCAAAACAGCUUGACAACAAUUGGCAGCUCUUGAAGCGUGGUGUCGAAGGCUUUCCGACAUGGCAGGAAUGGACUACCGAACAGGCCGAAGGCGGUAAGGUCGUUGGUGUCGACCCAGCUUUGAUCACAGCGUCUGGUGCCCGUAGCCUCUCGGAAACGCUCAAGAAAAAUGGCGCGACGCUGGUGGGUGUUCAGCAGAACUUGGUUGAUCUGGUCUGGGGCAAGGACCGGCCUGCUCCCCCGAGGGAGAAGGUAAGAGUCCAUCCGGAAAAAUAUGCUGGGAAGAGCUUCCAGGAAAAGAUUAGCGAACUCCGCAAAGAGCUAGAGUCGAGAAAAUCGGCAGGCUUCAUCGUUUCAAUGCUCGAUGAAAUUGCAUGGCUGUUCAACUUAAGAGGCAGCGACAUUCCUUAUAAUCCGGUCUUCUUCUCUUUUGCCAUCAUCACACCUACAACUACGGAGCUUUAUGUCGAUGCUGACAAGCUGACGCCGGAAGUGACAGCUCAUCUGGGCCAAGACGUUGUGAUCAAGCCAUAUGAUGCUAUCUAUGCCGAUGCGAAGGCCCUUGGUGAGGCAAGAAAGCAAGAAGCAGGAGAAACAGCCUCUAAAUUUCUGUUGUCCAAUAAAACUUCGUGGGCCCUUAGCCUUAGCCUUGGAGGCGAGGGACAGGUCGAAGAAGUCCGUAGCCCCAUUGGCGAUGCUAAAGCAGUGAAGAAUGAUGUGGAGCUCGCGGGCAUGCGAGCAUGCCACAUCCGCGACGGCGCCGCGUUGAUAGAAUACUUCGCCUGGCUCGAGAACGAAUUAGUCAACAAGAAAUCGACUCUUGACGAGGUGGACGCCGCAGACAAACUAGAGCAGAUCAGAUCUAAACACGAACUGUUUGCCGGUCUUUCGUUUGACACUAUCUCUUCUACUGGCCCUAACGGCGCAGUUAUCCACUAUAAACCGGAAAAAGGAAGUUGCUCUAUCAUCGAUCCGAAUGCCAUCUACCUCUGCGAUUCUGGUGCUCAAUACCUGGAUGGAACCACAGAUGUUACCAGAACGUUCCAUUUCGGACAACCCACCGAGCUCGAGAAGAAGGCCUUCACACUGGUUCUCAAGGGCAUGAUCGGUCUGGAUACUGCUGUGUUCCCAAAGGGUACGAGUGGGUUUGCACUUGAUGUGCUCGCCAGACAGUACCUCUGGAAGGAGGGACUCGAUUACUUGCAUGGAACCGGGCACGGGAUUGGCUCCUACUUGAAUGUACACGAGGGGCCAAUGGGUGUCGGCACCCGCGUCCAGUACACUGAGGUCCCUAUAGCACCUGGAAACGUCAUUUCUGAUGAACCUGGCUUCUACGAGGACGGCAAGUUUGGUAUUCGGAUAGAGAAUGUUAUUAUGGCGCGUGAGGUGCAAACCACGCACAAGUUUGGCGACAAACCGUGGCUGGGCUUCGAGCAUGUCACAAUGGCCCCUAUUGGUCGCAAUCUGAUCGAACCGUCUCUUCUCAGUGAUGCUGAGCUCAAAUGGGUGAACGACUAUCAUGCGGAGAUCUGGGAGAAGACCCACUGCUUCUUCGACAACGAUGAAGACACGCGCAGCUGGCUCCAGCGGGAAACACAACCCAUCUCCAAAUGA